AUGGCCGUCCUGAGCCGCCGCCCGAAACUCAAGCAGCUCCAAUCGCUCGAAGACGUAUUUGCUACCCUCGAUGAGACGCCGUCGCUUGUCGACACGGUCGUUGGCGCCAAGGCAGGCGUCCAGAGUCUUCGGUCGCCGUCCAACUUUGACAUUCGCCAGGCGUUGGCCAGUGUCCAUCGUCAGGCAUCAUCCUCGUCGCUCAGCCCGAGUGGUCGCAAAGACGCGGCCCCGACCGUGCCACGUCUGCUGGGGCACACCAACACACUGCGGCGCGUCAUCGAGCACCUCGUUCGCGACGGCAAACUGGGCGAUGCGACGGAGCCGUACGACCGCCAAGGCAACGAGGCCUACUACACGAACGAGAACGUGGCGCGCCGCUUGGGCAUUCGCUACGACCCGACGCUGCUGCGGCUCACUCGUCAGUUUUGGGCCGCGGUCGUGCCGUCAACUAAAGACACCAUGGACAUCGAGAGCUACCAGCGCCUCUACCUUCGCAUCCACAAGUAUUUGAUCGAGCGGUUUGACAUUCGAGACUCGAAAGCCAAAAUUCAAGACGACUGGUUGCGGGAUACGAACAACGACAGCAGUUCGCUCGACUACGAGCUCUUCCACCUCUCUCUCUUUGAGCUCAUCGAUUUGUGGUGCGACUCGCUCGAUGCCAACGAUUACGUCCGCCUCUUGUACGCGAUACUGGACGGCGUCUCGCACGUCGAGCACGGUCGAAUUCACCUCCGCAAACUCCGCCACGUCCGCUUCCGCGACGUGGCCCUCGCCGUCAAGCGCGUGUCGACGGCCUCUGUGCACUGGUAUUUGGAUGCGAUGGACGCAUUGCGCGUACCCGCCAAGAUCGAGAGCCAAAGCCGUCUCGUAACCUCCAAGCACGCAGCGGUCCACCGGCGGAAAACAACGUUGGGUGCCAUCCAAGUGGCGCAACGAACGGGGCGGUCGUCGCUCAGCAGCAACAGCUUGCGCGCGCCUACACCGCCCGGCGGCACCAAUACCCCAAAUGCGCCAGCGCGUAGCCCGUCCCGACCCGCGUCGUCGCCGCCAACGCGUGCGCGCAACGCGAACGACAGUUUGUACGUCGAGCCUCAGUCGCGCGCCGCCAACAGCCCGGGCACGCAAGAGACGGUCGGCGCGUCAGCGGCCAUCGAGCGUCCGUCGACAGCACUGGGUGCGAUCAGUACGAGUGCGGCGACGCCCCAGCUCGACAUUGCCGGCCGCUGCGCACCCUUGAACGCUGCCAAGUCCCCGCGCCGGAGCACACUGACGGACCGCCAACCCGAGGCGAUUCCGCCGUUAAAAGACGCACUUAUGCACCGCGCCGCCUCAAGACGCGACUCGGCCGAAGCGCAUAGGGCACGCCGCAGCCACGCGCGGGCCGAGCGCGAGCGGCGACGGACCCACCACGAAGAUAUUAAGCAGGCGCCCCACUACGUCUUGGACUCGUAG
Molecule: messenger RNA, 1452 nt
Organism: Saprolegnia parasitica CBS 223.65
Lineage: Eukaryota; Oomycota; Saprolegniomycetes; Saprolegniales; Saprolegniaceae
Exons: 7
Coding region: 1-1452 (483 amino acids)
Source: RefSeq, a predicted model, not a curated record